GGAUCACGCUAUCUCCCUUGUUUGUUGUACUUGUCACUCAACUAUCCCAGGAAUUUAACACGACAUGGCAUUAGCCAGUUCGCCGCAAUAAGGACGUUUCUGUUUAAACAGCGUCUUUUCCCCGCGAGAAAGAAUUAUCGUCAGUUAUCAAGAGUGAAAAGGGUCUUCAGAAAACGUGCGGCUGCUGAUGCUGACGAUGCACUAAUGUCCCCCAAAUGUGAGAUGAGUCUUUGAAAAGACCCCGUCCAUCCUCGAUCUGUGUGACAUCCUCUUCAUCUCCCUCCAUCGUCAUUGUACAUGCUCUUACAUGAAGAGAGGAGAGAAACCAGAGGGAUACAGGCAGAUGAGACCCAAGACGUUUCCGGCCAGCAACUACAGCGGCAACAGCCAACAGAUGCUGCAGGAAAUCCGGAACAGCUUGCGGAACUUGUCCAAGCCCUCUGACCCACCUAAAGGUGACAUUGCUGGGAAAAUGCUCCCGGAGGACAUCAUGAGGCAACAGGGGCGCUCCUUUAACCCCAAGAACCCUCACCAUAAGGCCUUACAGGAGAUCCGGGAGUCCCUGAUGCCGUUUGCCAAUGAGGCCAGCACUUCAACUGAACUCAAACACAUGCCCAUGGAGCCUCCGUUUUCUGGGUUUGAGGAGACUUCUAGUCGCAGUGCGGCAACAUCUGUUGACUACAUGACUAAGAUGACAUACCAGGACUCCAUCAGGGAACAGAUGGUUGCCAACUCGAACUCUACGAGCCUCAAAGUCCCAGGUGGUCCUCACAUGCAGCAGCCCCUACUGAGGAGGCCCAGCUGGAAGGGCUCUAAAGAGUCCCUGGCUCCUCGCCAUGCGAUGAUGUACCGCUCAGACAGUCCCGGGCCCCCCCCUGCCUUCCCCCAGGGUCACAUCCCCAACUGCCAGAGAGUCAACGCUCCCCUGCCUCCUCAGGUGCGCAGCGUCACACCUCCCCCAUGGGACAACAACCCGUCCACCAAGCGCUACUCCGGCAACAUGGAUUAUCUUGUGCCCCGCAUCUCCCCAGUACCUCCGGGCGCCUGGGCCGAUAGCUACCAAGCUGCCCCGCCUCAAAAUCCGCGUGGGAUCAGUCCGGUGCCUAUGAGCCACCAGCCCAUCAUCAUGCAGAGCUCGGGGGGAAAUAAGUUCACCUUCCCGCCUAGCUGGUCUCAGAAUGGCUCGUCUCAGGCAGAUUACAUGGCAGGAGGCAGCAGACAGCCUCCUCCCCCUUACCCUGUCACCCAAAGCAGCCGGCACAGUCCCACCGACCAGCAGAUGCAGGCAGGAGGACCCGCGUCCUCUCCGUCAUACGUGAAUGGUGGCAACAUUCCUCAGUCCAUGUUGGUCUCCAACCGAAACAGUCUCAACCUCGAUAUGUACAACAUGGGUCCUGCCCAUUCCUGGUCCCAAGCCCCCCUUAUCUCCAACCAGCCCCAGUCCUCGUCAGGCAGCAACAGCAACCAGGACCUGUCCCCGUCGUGGCAAAGUAACAUGCUGGUGCGUUCUAAUUCCUUCAACAACCACCAGCUCAACAACAGAACGGCCCACCCCGCCAGCUCCCAACCGUCGGCCACCACCGUCACCGCCAUCACGCAGGCUCCCAUCCUGCAGCCCGUUAAAAGCAUGCGAGUCCAGAAACCCGAGCUGCACACGGCGGUCGCCCCCACGCAUCCGCCGUGGAUGCAGCAAGCCGCGCCGCCUCCCGCUGCCCCCGCCUAUACAGAGCCCUCAGCACCCCUUCCUCAGAUCCCCAUCGUAGCGGAGGUACCCAGCUACCAGGGCCCCCCGCCGCCCUACCCCAAGCACCUCCUCCAGCAGCAAGCCGCCCCCUCACCCCCCGCGUACGACCAAGGCGCCGGCAGGCAUGGCGCUGGCAGGGAAGAAUCCCCCGAAGACGAGGGCGGCCUGGGAGACAACGCACGAGAGAAUGUAGUGGACGGCCCGGAGAGCAACGCGGAGAAGGAGAAGAAGCAGAUCACAACGUCUCCUGUCCCUGUGCGCCGCAGCAAGAAGGACGAGGAGCGCAGGGGCGAGUCGGGCCGAGUGGCUUUGUACUCGCCGCAGGCCUUCAAGUUCUUCAUGGAGCAACACGUGGAAAACAUCCUGAAGAACCAUCAGCAGCGCAUCCGCAGGAGGAAACAGCUGGAGUGUGAGAUGCAGAGGGUGGGCCUGUCAUCAGAAGCGCAGGAGCAGAUGCGCAUGAUGCUGUGCCAGAAAGAGUCCAACUACAUCCGACUGAAGCGGGCCAAGAUGGACAAAUGCAUGUUCAAACGCAUCAAGACGCUCGGCAUCGGGGCCUUCGGUGAGGUGUGCCUGGCCCGAAAAGAGGACACAGGGGCGCUGUACGCCAUGAAGACCCUCCGUAAGAAGGAUGUGCUGCUCAGGAACCAAGUGGCCCACGUCAAGGCCGAGCGGGACAUCCUGGCCGAGGCGGACAACGAGUGGGUGGUGCGUCUCUACUAUUCCUUCCAAGACCGGGACAACCUGUACUUCGUCAUGGAGUACAUUCCCGGCGGAGACAUGAUGAGUCUUCUCAUCCGACUGGGCAUCUUCAAGGAAGAGCUGGCUCAGUUCUACAUUGCCGAGCUCACCUGCGCCGUGGAGAGCGUCCACAAGAUGGGCUUCAUCCACCGCGACAUCAAGCCCGACAACAUCCUCAUCGACAGGGACGGACACAUCAAGCUCACCGACUUUGGCCUUUGCACCGGAUUCCGCUGGACUCACGACUCUAAGUACUACCAGAGUGGGGACCACGUGAGGCAGGACAGCAUGGACUUCAGCAAGGAGUGGGAAGAUCCCACCAACUGCCGCUGCACCGACCGCCUGAAGCCUCUGGAGAGGAGAAAGGCCAGACAACAUCAGCGCUGUUUGGCACACUCGCUGGUGGGGACGCCUAACUACAUCGCACCUGAAGUCCUGCUCAGGACAGGUUACACACAGUUGUGUGACUGGUGGAGCGUGGGUGUCAUUUUGUACGAGAUGGUGGUCGGACAGCCUCCCUUCCUCGCGACGACGCCCUUGGAAACGCAGCUAAAGGUGAUCAACUGGUCGAGCACGCUGCACAUCCCCCCUCCCGCCAAACUCAGCCCGGAGGCGUCCGACCUCGUCGUCCAAUUGUGCCGCGGCCCCGAAGACCGCCUGGGCAGGAACGGCGCGGACGAGAUCAAAGCGCACCCUUUCUUCAGGACCAUCGACUUCUCCAGCGACUUGCGGCAGCAGGCGGCGCCGUACAUCCCCACCAUCGCCCACUCUACCGACACCUCCAACUUCGACCCCGUGGACCCCGACAAGCUGUGGAGCAGCGACAGCGACGGCGAGGACGACCUGGGCGACAUGGGCUGCUGGUUCCGCAACGGCAAGCACCCCGAGCACGCCUUCUACGAGUUCACCUUCCGCCGCUUCUUCGACGACAACGGCCAUCCGUACAGCUGCCCCAAACCCAUCGAGUACGACGGCCUCAACGAGGACGAGGCGGACACUGAGGACACGGAGCAAGACCACGCCGGCAGCGGCCAGGUGGCGCAGGCCCGAGACCUGGUCUACGUGUAAUAGAACCAUUUUAAAGGUACUUAAGUAGCCAAUCAACCUGCUGACAUUUCUUCUUCUUCUUCCCAUUGGCUCCCAUAAAGCGUAAUUUAUUGAGGAUAGUGUGGGUACUUUUAAUUUAUAUUCUCUACUUAGCCACAUAGAUUUAAAUGUCAUUGCUCCAAUUUCACCAAAUAUAAAGAGGGUUGAUUAUUAUCAUUGUGUGUAGAAGUAGCUGCUUGAUUGAGUUAUUCAACUACAAGUCGCUCUUGUUUAAUUUAUACUCCUAUUUAUAAAUGAACUUGUACACAGUUGAUGUAAAUAUGCCACUACUCUCCCUAAGGGCAGGCCCUCUUCAGCGUCCACUGCUGCCGCCGCCUUCUUUUUACACUUUAAUUCGUGCUAGCCACCUCUCAACCAAAGCACUAACUAGGCGGGCUUGUCAUCUUCUCACUCCUCUGACCUUCACUCUUUGUAGCUGACACUUUUGUUGUGGACCGUGUUGCUCCAAAAGGUUGCGUACAAACGGGUGGAAGAGGGGAUGAAUGGAGAAUGGAAAGACGCAAAUGAACCAUGUAUUGUGAGUAGUGUAUCAUAAAAACUGACUGAGAGCAAAA
This is a messenger RNA of Nerophis ophidion (straightnose pipefish), 4146 nucleotides long. RefSeq names its product large tumor suppressor kinase 1 (gene lats1). The coding region runs from base 308 to 3553 and encodes 1081 amino acids. The transcript has 8 exons. NCBI's taxonomy places the organism in Eukaryota, Metazoa, Chordata, Actinopteri, Syngnathiformes, Syngnathidae. Gene Ontology annotation, molecular function: ATP binding; protein serine/threonine kinase activity. Gene Ontology annotation, biological process: G1/S transition of mitotic cell cycle; positive regulation of apoptotic process; hippo signaling. The record is from RefSeq and is a predicted model, not a curated record.